AUGCAGCAGUCGAGAGCCAGUCUGGAAGACUUGAUUCGAAAUGCGGGUGUCGUUCCCGAACAAGCCCGCCAACCAUGUCUGCCAGCACCUUGCCAACCUAUCGUCUCUGCCAGUGAGGAGGACCGCAUGCAAGCGAGAAACAUACUGCUUGAGCGAAGAGCCAAGAAUCCUGAACACAAGAGUGUGUUGAAGAGCAUGUUCAAAAGCUCCAAAGAAAAAGAAAAGGCCCAGGAGGCCGCCUUGUUCUCGCAAGACGAGCUCGACCAGGCCUUGUCCUCCGUCAUCGGCGCUCCUACCACGGGCCCUGGUCUUGUACAGGCCUUUCUGAGUCUUGGGGCCAAGGUGAACAUCAUCGAGACACCGGAGAAGAAGAGGAAGAGCAAUCAGCCAAAUACUAGCCUGCGCCGACGAAGCACGGUCCUCCAACAAGCCGCCUCAGUGCGAAGAGCAGACUCCGUCAACCUCCUCGCCAGUUCUGGAGCCGAUCAAAUCACGCUGAAUGAAGGGUUGAAGGCUGCUCUUACGGCCAACGAUCAAGCUUGCAUACAAGAACUCCUACGUUACGGAGCCGACCUUAACCACUUUCCGAAUGCUCUGGCCAACGCCGUCCGAUCCAAGGAUCAGAAUCAUGUACGACUGCUUUUGAGAGCACCGAAAUCGCUUCGUUCAGAGAUCGUCUCUUCAUGCCUUCCGGCAGCUGUACAGCAAAAGUCUUACCCAAUUGUAUCGCUGCUGAUAGCGAAUGGAGCCGAUCCCAACUUCGAUUCCUCAAGUGCACUCAACACAUCCAUUGGAGUGCAAGACUAUAAAAUGACAGUGACAUUAGUUUCUGGGCCAAUACCGCUAACACCGCCUACAUUGCAGCGACUACUCGACACCACAAUGCGUUUGCCCACACGUCCAGCCACGCUUCAGUAUCUUCAGCUCUUGUUCUGCUGUGGACUUCCGCCCAACAGCAUUGGUCUUCCUCAUCUUCUGAUAAGCACCACACGACACGAUGAUACAGCGGGUGCCAAGAUGAUGAUCAGCUAUGGUGUGUCGACUCUGGCACACGAUGCACAGUGUCUCAUGCUUGCAAUCGAGCACGCCAAUUGGCCUCUGGUGGAGACAAUCCUAGAGACUGACAUAUCAUCAUCACACGCGUCCAUGGCAAUCACUGUCUUACCAACCAACACUCCACAAGGAGAUAGAUUCCGCGUCAUUCAAGCUCUAAUUCAAAAAGGUGCAACAGGGCCACCACUUGGACAAUGGCUCACCCGAGCAGCGGAAGAUGGCGAUGCCCAGCUGUUGGAACUUCUGCUCAGCGCUGGAGCUCCGAUGGACUUGAGCGCCAAGGGCCCUCUCAAUCAUGCAGUCAUGAGACAGGACAUUCCAGGCUUGCGUAUGCUUCUCAAGUCUCGUCCUUCUCCUGAGGCCCUCGCAACGGCCUUUCCACUUCUACGCCACGGAUACACACCAUCUGCCCGACGCGAGGUUUCAAUGUUGCUACUGGAGCACGGCGCACAAGGUCCUGAAGUCAGCCAAGCUCUUGUUGACGCUGUCAUGGACGAUUCGUCUGCACGAGAUGAUGUUUUGAUAACAGAAUUUGUCCAGCGAGGUGCCGACGUCAAUUUCGCAAACGGAAAGGCACUUUCCUUGGCAGUCACACAGAAAGAUGUCGCUCUCGUGCGAUUGGUUUGUAGUAUGAAACCACGAACUGUGACAACUUCGUUGGCUCUUCCGUUGUCGUUCGACUCCAAUGGUGCGAGGCAUUCACGCACGCUUGAAAUUAUCGAGAUCCUGUUGGUGAAUGGUCUCGAGGAGGCACCAGCGCAUGAGGCCCUGCGAAUCAGUAUUAAAGGGGGCCCGAGGAACAUUGACAUUAUCCGGCGUCUCAUAGACGCCAGUCCGAAGCUCAUCACACCUGCGUUUGAAUACACCGUCGCACUGGAAGAUUGUAACCAAAAGGCACCUAUCCUCGAGGUCCUGCUGAAAAUAGGCGUCACACAGGAGGCUCUUGACCAGGCACUUGUUUCCGAAGUCACGAAUGUCAUUUCUACCAAGGAUACCACCGCUACCAAGUUGCUAUUGGGACAAGGAGCUUCUGUGAGUUACAACGACGGCGAAGCCUUGGGUAUUGCUGUUGCUUCGGGAAGCAGUUCACUAACGACAUUACUUCUCAGUGGGAAUCAUCAACCAUCCCGAUCUAGCGUCACGAAAGCGUUUCGCGCGCUGUUCUCUGACCAGACCGUAGACAGCAUCAGCAAAUCUGAAAAGAGCGUUAUUACGAUUGCGCAAGACUUGCUUAGUCGUGGAGUGGAGCCGCCGGCUAUCGACGCAGCUUUGCGCUCCGUCCUGGCUGACGACAGCAGACAGAACAUAGACUCAUUGGUGGAUUUGUUGCUGCAGCACAAUGCCAACGUGAAUGUCGCAGAUGGGGCAUGUUUCGUGUUCGCAGCGCAGAAGCAAGAUGUAGCAACCUUCGAAAAGCUGAUACUUCACCGGCCAAACUUUGCCAUCAUUGUUCCUGCACUGCUUCGCUCUAAAAUGUCAGAAGAAGCCAUCAUCUUCUCUAUCAAGUCUUGCUUUGCACAUGGCUGCACAUCUGACGAGCUGGAUAACAGCCGUCAUGGUACAGAUACGCCAAUUCUCGUAUUGGCAAUGUACCACCAUCCACGGAACGAAUCUCUCAUCAAUGUGCUCCUUGCCCACGGGCUCAACCCUGAUGUUUCCACGCCCACCGUAAUUGCCUCCCCCGCAACACCAAGCGGCUCAGCCGAAAGCGCCCCCACACUGCUCUGGGCUCUCGCACAACCGCAAAAGCGUAUUUCCGAUGCAGUCAUCACGGCCCUUUUACAAGCCGGGGCAUCCACGAGGACCGCGUCGGCCGUCUCGGAGACUACGGCACUCAUGCUUGCCGCACGGGAUGGCCGGCAUGAAGUCAUACAAGCGCUGUUGGAGCGAGGCUCGGAUGCGGAUGCCCGGGACGGGUCGAAUCGAUCUGCACUACUGUUCGUUAGUGGUAGUGUAGCGGGCGAUGCGACUGCUAGGAUACUGGCACCGCGGGCUUUGAGAAACGAUGGGAGUUUGCACGAGGCUGCGAGAGAGUUGGAUGUUAAUGUUGCGAAGGUCUUGGUCGAAAAUGGACAUGAUCCGAAUUUCCCAUCUAGAUUGCAUGGUGGGAGGAACGCACUGGGCGAGCUGUGUUUGAAUGCCCAAGUAGAGACCAGUGCGCAGCGGUCCAAGGUACGACAAAUGAUGAGGUUGCUGCUCGAUCGUGGUGCAAGUCCCACGUUCAGGGCGAGAAAUGAGAAGGCAGCCGUCGUCCUCGCUUUGGACAAUGCCUACAGCGCCUUGCCCAUCACUGAAGCCCUUCUCGAAACAGAAACAUGGCAGCAUCUCAACGAUGAGAAACACAUGUACCGCGACCCCGCCUCAGGGCUCUGGUACUCACCCCUCUCCUACGUCGACAAACUUGCAUCCCCCAGCCGAGCCCCGGUCAAACAGCAACUGCUCUCCCUCCUGCGCGACAAGGCCUGCGAGCCAAAAUACUACUCGGAAACCGCGCUCCAGCCCGUGGGCGCAACAGGCAUUCCUGCACCCAUAGCCCGCCUCGUCGACCGACAAAAAGAGCAUGAACUAUCCCUCCGCCACGCAAAAGAAACCCACGAGCACACACGCACCCUAGAAGAGACUUCGCACCGCGACAUGCUGCGGCGGCGUCGCGAAGCCCAAGAAGCCGAGCAGGCCGCUGCCGCCGCAGCCCAGCAACACUGGCAGGCGCUCGAGCAGCAAAAACACGAAUUUGAAGUGCAAAGGGUGCGCGAUGCCGAGCGCAUGAAGCGCGCCGAGAAGGUGGCCUGGCACAAUCUGGUCAUGGAGCAGGAGCGCGACGCAGCCGCCAAACGACAGGCGUAUGAGGAGCGCAAGGCCGGGGCGGCCAUGGCGGCCGAAGCCAAGAUGGUGGAGCAGCGGAGAAGCGAGCUUGAGCAUCGGGCGGGCGUGGAGCGGCGCAUGUUGAAGGAGAAGGAGGAUGUGUACGAGCGGAAUGUGGCGAGGCAGAAGGAGGUGAUGAAGUCGGCGGAUGAGAGUGCAAAGUUGCAUGCGAGGUUGAGGCAGGAGAGGCCUGCGAUUGAAGGCGCUCCGCAUUGGGGUACGGUAGAUUGA
This is a messenger RNA of Plenodomus lingam JN3, 4146 nucleotides long. RefSeq lists its product as uncharacterized. Gene Ontology annotation, molecular function: protein binding. Gene Ontology annotation, cellular component: nucleus; cytoplasm. The record is from RefSeq and is a predicted model, not a curated record. Lineage: Eukaryota; Fungi; Ascomycota; Dothideomycetes; Pleosporales; Leptosphaeriaceae.